AUGUCUCUUGUACUCUCGCAGCAGUCGGACGCGGCGCCCGUCGUCCGCGUAUACGUCGUCCGCCACGGCGAGACGGACGCGAACCUGCGCGGGAUCGUGCAGGGCCACCUCGACACCGCGCUGAACGCGACGGGCGUCGCGCAGGCGCGCCUCGCGGCAGACGCGCUCGCCGACGUGCCGUUCAGCGCCGCGUACUGCAGCGACCUGCAGCGCGCGCGCAAGACCGCGCAGAUCAUCCUCGGCGACCACCCCGACGUGGAGUUGCAGGAGUGCAGUGCGCUCAGGGAACGCUUCAUGGGCGACUGGCAGGGCGAGUUCAUCUCGGAGCGCGGCGACGCCCCAACGAAUCUCGAGCCGACGGCGGAGUUCGUCGCGCGCGCGACGCGCUGGUGGAACGACACCAUCGGGCGACACGCGCAGCGCGCGGCGGCGCUGCGCUCGCGGAGGCCGGCCGCGCAGAGCGACGAGGACGAGGACGAGCCGGUCCACGUCCUCGUGGUCUCGCAUGGCGGACUGAUCGGGACGCUGGCGACGGCGUUGCUCGGGAGUCGGAAGGUGCGCGCGGGCAGGGGCGUGCUCGUCGGCCGGUGCUUCAACGCGUCGAUCUCGGUGUUCGAGCUGAACGGGCGGGGGAAGGGCGCGUUGGUGAGCUAUGCGGACACGACGCAUCUGGACGGGGAGCUCGUGCAGGACAACGCGGACGUGCAGCCGUAG
Epithele typhae is the source of this 714-nucleotide messenger RNA. RefSeq names its product phosphoglycerate mutase-like protein. Bases 1 to 714 code for a protein of 237 amino acids. The transcript is spliced from 4 exons. Gene Ontology annotation, molecular function: fructose-2,6-bisphosphate 2-phosphatase activity. Lineage: Eukaryota; Fungi; Basidiomycota; Agaricomycetes; Polyporales; Epitheliaceae. The record is from RefSeq and is a predicted model, not a curated record. Gene Ontology annotation, cellular component: cytosol. Gene Ontology annotation, biological process: positive regulation of DNA repair; negative regulation of glycolytic process; fructose 1,6-bisphosphate metabolic process.